AUGGUGAAUGCCCUAACUGGAGACUGCCAGUCUCCCUUCCUGCAGGAGACGCUAUUUCCCACCGUCGGGGGAUUUGUCGACGGCCGCUAUUGCCAACAGGUUUCGCACGGAAAUACUUCGAUAUCCUGCUGCUUACCAUGCCCUCUUGAAGAGUGGCGAUAUGAUACCAACCUGAAUGAUAAAAUCGGUGUCGCAAGCUGGAUCAGCGUCGCCAUCCUUCCUCUAGGGCUCUUUUUGCUAGUCUCCUACAUCGUGCUGCCGGUCAAAUGGACCCAGCGUCAUUACCUGACUAUUUGCAUUACAUUGGGAAUCUGUUGCAUGGAGGCAAGUCUCGCCUUCAUUAUUCCGCUCGGUGCCAAACCAGAACAAUGCCACAAUGCAAUCACCCCUAAUGAUAUGCGCUCCAAUCUCUCCUGUGCCUUCUCUGGAUCACUUCUUCUAUUUGGAGGGUGGGUUGUGGUUAUGUGGAGUUUCAUCCGCACCUUGGGCUUCCACUUGCAAGUGUGCUGGGAAGUCGUCCUAGGCCCGAAGUUCAUGUGGGCAGCCUUUCUCUUCGGAUUCGGCAUUCCAGCAGUCGGACUGACGGUGAUGCUGAUCUUGACCGGGGUAUCAUUUCGAUUUGGCGAAAUGUGUCAUAUCAACAUUUCGAACGGAUUAUACGACUACUGGAUUCCAAUGAUGAUUUUUGCCGCCGCGGCCCUCUUCCUCCAACUAUCGACAAUCGCCUACUGCACCCAUAUCUAUCUUCGCUCCUUCUUUGACAAAACCAGCUCAACAGUAGCCAGUUCUGGCGCCCUUCCCUCUUACACAUCAAGUGUUCGCACCGUAUCAGCCCGACAGGCCUACCGACGUGUGCGCCGCGUCCUUCAACUGCAAUGGCGCGGUAUCGCCCUCGUCUUGAUCAUCCUCGGCAACGUGAUUUUCUUCGCAGUGAUCUUCAUCAAUCUCGACAAUGCCGUCGCCCCCACCGCGAAAAACAUGGAAACCGCAGCCCCCUGGCUUGAAUGCCUCGCCAUAACCAGCGGCGACAGGGAGCGAUGCCGCCCCUACGCAGCCGCCAUCGGCCCCAACGAAGCAACCCUCCUCGCAGUCGUCCUUCUCCUAUCCUUAGUGGGCUUCUGGAACUUCAUUCUCUUUGCCCGGCCGUCCAUGUUCGCCGGCUGGAUCGAUUACUUCUGGGGCAGCCGACGUGGCCUCGAAUUCGUCUCCGCAGACCCGCACACCCGUUUCGCCGAUAGCAAGGGCUUCGAGAUGCUUACCGCGACUGUCCGGUCACCCAGUACAAUUGUACGGUCGCCAAGCCCUUCGCGCAUGGCCGGACUCAGCCGCAGUCCCCUCGCCAGCCCCGUGGGUAGUCCCACCUCCCCCAGCCCGACGUUCGAUUACAAUGUCGCUCGCGAGGCUCGCUACGUCCGUCCCUCGAUGAGUUUCUCCGGGCCUAGGCCGCCUAGCUCGUUACAUACUUCACAUAAUUCCCGCGAUUGGGAUCCUAACUCUACAUUUGCGUCGGCGUACGGGCGAGAACGAGAGUAA
Messenger RNA from Penicillium paradoxum, 1533 nucleotides. RefSeq names its product protein gprM (gene gprM). Lineage: Eukaryota; Fungi; Ascomycota; Eurotiomycetes; Eurotiales; Aspergillaceae. Bases 1 to 1533 code for a protein of 510 amino acids. The transcript has 3 exons. The record is from RefSeq and is a predicted model, not a curated record.